UCUCCAAGAGCCCUAAAAACCAGUCGAUGGUUUUGGGGAAGAAUGCAGCGCCAUCGCCAUCGCUUCGCUGUGAUUUCGGCGCUGCACAGGUCUUUUCGCGGUUCAAUCGCUCGUCGCGCCUCACCGGGAAGCGGGCGCUGUGGAUCCCAAGAGCUAUCAGCGGCGGGAAGAAGAAUCACUACGAGAUUCUUGGGCUGCACUACAAUGCGAGCCCGCUGGAGAUCAAGAAAGCGUUCCGGCAGCUUGCGCACAAGUACCAUCCGGAUGUGAACAAGGCCGCGGACGCGGAAGAGAUUUUCAAGUCUGUCCGAGUAGCGUAUGAGGUUUUGUCCAACGAGACUAGCAGAAGAGAAUACAAUCAAACACUUCAUCACCAAAGAACCAGGACAACCAGUUCUCCAGAGGGGACGGACUACAAUUCUUUCAGAUAUGCACGCUCUCAAAGCUAUAGAUACUAUGAACGCGUGGAUUUCGAUACCAGUGACUACGAGAGAAGGUCCGGACGCUCGUCUCGUAGGAGACGAAAGUUUGAGCCGACUUGGGUGAGGAGGCACAGGACCGGGGCCAGGGACGACGAAUUCGAUAGCUCAAACAUGGCCGAGGAAUCACAGGAUGACGGAGAAGACUGGCUGGCGGAGUGGCAAAGCUCCCGAAACAUGAUCUUUCUAGCAACUUGGACGCUGGCAGUGAUCUUCUACAGGUUUGGAAUCCGGGCAGCUCUGGCAGCUCUUGGCGUCGCGAUGUCUUUCCGGACCAAGCUCUCGACGUGGUACAAACUGGCACUCGCAGUAGCAUGGCUGAUUGGAGGUGGCAGAGGCAUGCUCGUGGCUUACUUGGUGAUGCAAGCGAGCUCGCUGUGGGGAGGAGCUUGCGACGUUGCCGUCUUCACGCUCGUCUUUGGGAUUUGGCUGCGAGGAAGCUUUCUCUCGGGCUACGUCUUUCUGCCACCGCCAGUUCUUUUGCUCGUGGCGAUGAAGCUCGUAAGAAGCUCGGGCUUUUGAUCGUCACGGGCUUCCUGUGUUUCGAUCCUCUGCAUGGUUUUUGGAUCGAGCUCGUUUUCUUUACGUUAUCAGCAAUCCGUGACAGAUGGUCUUGAUCUCUUC
Molecule: messenger RNA, 1103 nt
Organism: Selaginella moellendorffii
Lineage: Eukaryota; Viridiplantae; Streptophyta; Lycopodiopsida; Selaginellales; Selaginellaceae
Exons: 4
Coding region: 27-1001 (324 amino acids)
Biological process (GO): protein refolding
Cellular component (GO): cytoplasm
Source: RefSeq, a predicted model, not a curated record